Aspergillus clavatus NRRL 1 is the source of this 1815-nucleotide messenger RNA. Its product is annotated as ER oxidoreductin. Gene Ontology annotation, molecular function: FAD binding; thiol oxidase activity; protein-disulfide reductase activity. The transcript is spliced from 3 exons. Lineage: Eukaryota; Fungi; Ascomycota; Eurotiomycetes; Eurotiales; Aspergillaceae. Bases 1 to 1815 code for a protein of 604 amino acids. The record is from RefSeq and is a predicted model, not a curated record. Gene Ontology annotation, biological process: protein folding in endoplasmic reticulum. Gene Ontology annotation, cellular component: endoplasmic reticulum membrane; endoplasmic reticulum.
AUGCGCUCUGCUGCCGGAGUCUUCUAUCUGGCUGUGUUCGCCUUCCUCGGGCUUGCCGAUGCCCAUAAUGACCAACCCAAUGAAACCCAAGACCUCGAACAUCACUCCCACACAGUCUGCGCUAUUGACCCCUCCGCCACGGUGACCGACGCUUGUCUUUCUUACGCCACCAUCGAUGACCUCAAUGACCAAGUCUACAACACGCUCCAAUCCCUUACACAAGACACCGAUUUUUUCAGCUAUUAUCGCCUAAACCUCUACAACGGGCACUGUCCAUUCUGGAAUGAUGCCAAUAGCAUGUGCGGGAACAUCGCGUGUGCCGUCAACACCAUCGACUCGGAGGAGGACAUCCCGCCAACGUGGCGGGCGGAGGAACUGAGCAAACUCGAAGGUCCCAAGGCCGGCCACCCCGGCCGCAAGCUUCAAAAGGAGCGACCCAGCGAUAAGCCUCUCCAAGGCGAGCUCGGCGAGAAUGUCGGGGAAAGCUGCGUCGUUGAAUACGACGACGAAUGCGACGACCGUGACUACUGUGUCCCCGAAGACGAAGGCGCCGGCGGCAAGGGGGAAUACGUCAGCUUGGUGGACAAUCCCGAGCGAUACACGGGGUAUACCGGAGAGGGCGCGCGUCUGGUCUGGGACGCGAUCUACCGGGAGAACUGUUUCCUGAAACCCUUGCCGGAGGAAUCGUCCCCGCACCCGGCCCCGGGCGGCCUGCAGGCGGUCCAUGAUUUCCGCAACGUGUUGCAGAAGGAGAUGAAGCGCGCGGAUAUGCUGCCGUUUGACAACGAGUGUCUGGAGAAGCGGGUCUUCCACCGUCUCGUCAGCGGCAUGCAUGCGUCCAUCUCCACCCAUCUUUGCUGGGAUUACCUCAACAAGACCACCGGCCAGUGGCAUCCCAACCUGCAGUGCUUCAAGGAGCGCUUGCAUGAUCACCCGGAGCGCAUCUCGAAUCUGUAUUUCAACUAUGCACUGGUCUCCCGCGCGGUGGCGAAGCUGCGCAAACAUCUCCAGAACUACACCUUCUGCGCCAGCGAUCCCAUCCAAGACGCCGAGACGAAGCAGAAGGUGUCGCAGCUGACGGCGACGCUCGCCGAGCGGCCGCAGAUCUUCGACGAACACCUUAUGUUCCAGGACCCCAGCGCGCCCGGGCUGAAGGAGGAUUUCCGCAAUCGCUUCCGGAACGUUAGCAGAUUGAUGGACUGCGUCGGGUGCGACAAAUGCCGGCUGUGGGGCAAGCUUCAGGUGAACGGGUACGGAACAGCGUUGAAGGUGCUGUUCGAGUACGACGAAACCAAGAACGGAGAGAAUCCUCUACUGCGGAGGACCGAGCUGGUGGCCUUGAUCAACACCCUGGGCCGCAUCUCCCACAGUCUGGCAGCGGUACGGAGCUUCCACCGAGCCAUGGACAUCGGACAGGGCGAGACCAUCGAGAUCACCGCGGGUACUCCGCAGCUGGAACAGAAGUCCAGUGGUCAGAAAACGCGAGUGCUUUUCAAAGAUGGGGGCUCGACGUUCUACUACGAAGACGAGGAAGACGACUUCAAAUAUCCGACGGAAAAGCUACCGUGGGAGAGAAGGGCCCGGAAGGAGACAGAUACGCUAUGGGAUGAUUUCAAGGCCGAGUUCGAGGUGGUCUGGAACACCUACGUCUACGUCCUGAAGAGCUGGGCCAACAUCCCCAAGACUCUAUGGGAGAUUUUCGUCCUAGAAGCCAACCGGGCCUGGAGUUACUGGCUGGGUCUGCCUGUGCCGCCACGGUCAUGGAAGAUUCAGCUUCCCCAGCGGCCUGAGAUGCGUAGCCAUGAUGAGCUAUAG